AUGGCGCGAACAAAGCAGGGCGUCUCUAAGAUCAACAAAGCGCCGGCUGCAGCAGGUCGCGGUCGCGGUGGUGCUCGUGGUAAAGAUAUGGCUAAUGGUGGCGAGAAGAAGCAGAUUGGGAUGACACCUUUAGAGCUCCGCCAACUGAAAGUGGCCUCAGCGGAGUUUCAUCGUGAGCAACUUUUAGAGGCGGUUGGAGGAGGCAAGAAGGUAGACAAACGUCAUGGCGAAGGGAGUUCUGGGGUAAAUCGCGACACUCAUUGUGACGAUAAUGUGGAGGACGGGGUUGAUGGAGAGGAUCGUGAACGGCACGGUGGUGCAGUAGGGGACGAUGGCGAUGAUGACGGUGGUGCUCGCGCGGAUGGUGACGAGGAUGAGGCGGAUGAGGAGAUGGUGGCGGCCGACGAAGAGAAGGACGAGGAAGCGGAGGGGGAUGCCGAGGAGGAAGAGGAGGGGGAUGCCGAGGAGGAAGAGGAGGGGGAUGCCGAGGAGGAAGAGGGGGAUUCGGAGGAGGGGAGUGGUGACGAGUCAGAGGAGGAGGUGUACACCGGUGACGAAAAGGAGGCGGAGGACGACAACGUUGAGGACUACGAUGAUUUGGAAGAGGAAGGGAUGGAGGAUACAAAGGGAGAUGGGGGGGAGAGAGCUAAAAAGAGGAGACGGGGUGGAAAUGGGAAGGGUAAGAAGGCAGCAGGCGGUCGAGGGCAGAUUCGGAGGGAAGACACUUCCGAGGAUGGUGUUGCCACCCCAUCCGUGCACUCUAAUGCCACACCACCCAAGCCCAAGGUUCUGACGGGGUACGUCACCCGAUGUUUUGAGAAGAUUCCUGACCAUCCGAAGAAGAAGCGUCGAUCUCGCAAGUGCAAUAUGGAGAUCUCCUUUGCCGGAACCAACUGCACGACCGGCAGGACUCACAUGCAAGGGCAGCACCUCAACCACUGGAUCAUAUGGUUGCGGAAGUUCCAUGGUGGGGAGGUGGGCCAAAACGACCACUUCCUGAAGGGGGGGUAUGGGAUUGACGACGAGGUUCCGGACGGGGGCGUGAAAUGGGUAGGCGCAAACACUUGGCCAGCGCCGCCCACUGAGGGGGUGCCAGCGAGGAAGGGGCAGCAGCUGAUCACGCAGACCUACCCCAAGCGCUUCGACAAGGACUAUCUGCAGCAGGCCAUGUGCGAGUGGGUGGUCGCCACCGACCAGGCAUUCACUGUGGUGGAACACCCGACGGUGAACCCACCACCAUACCACCACCACCCCCUUCUUAACCACAAACCAACAGUGAUUGUCCCGUAG
This is a messenger RNA of Closterium sp. NIES-65, 1290 nucleotides long. The record is from the annotation of a GenBank genome assembly. Lineage: Eukaryota; Viridiplantae; Streptophyta; Zygnematophyceae; Desmidiales; Closteriaceae.